Messenger RNA from Platichthys flesus (European flounder), 2614 nucleotides. It is a transcript of the gene s1pr5b, whose product is annotated as sphingosine-1-phosphate receptor 5b. Gene Ontology annotation, biological process: G protein-coupled receptor signaling pathway. The coding region runs from base 339 to 1562 and encodes 407 amino acids. The transcript is spliced from 2 exons. The record is from RefSeq and is a predicted model, not a curated record. Gene Ontology annotation, molecular function: sphingosine-1-phosphate receptor activity. NCBI's taxonomy places the organism in Eukaryota, Metazoa, Chordata, Actinopteri, Pleuronectiformes, Pleuronectidae. Gene Ontology annotation, cellular component: membrane.
GUUUUGACUGUAAGUCGCUCGGGGCUCAUGUUUGGAUUCUCCUCACUGAAAAGCAAAUCAAGUGUGGAAAAGGGCCAAUGCUGCAACAAUUUCAAGGGUCUGGACCUUCUGACCAGGACUAACAGAGCUCAACAGCACCUUCCUCUGGCAAAACGGAGAACAUCUAGUGAUUCUUGGUGGAUUACUCUCUAUCCUCUUCAUGUAACACCUCCAUCUGUUGAAAGGGGUCAAGCUUUUUUGAACAAAUUCUUCACAGCCCCUGCUGCCAAUAGCAUGUUAACGAAAAUGACUUCAUAGCCACUGACUGCAGGCGUAAUAGAAGAAAAGCAACAUAAAGCAUGGAGGCUUUGAGUACUGCAGCGACUUCGCCCUCGACAUCCACAUUCCCCACCUCCCCCACUCCCUCCUCUCCUGGCUACCUGCAGUUCUUCUGGGAGUACCAGGACAUCUCUGUACUUGUGGAACAUUACAACUACACUGGCAAGCUGCAGAAAGACCGCUACCGGGAGGGGCUCAAACCUGAGGGAAUCGCGUUCCUUGUGGUGUGUCUCCUCAUUGUCUUGGAGAAUGCUGUGGUUCUCAUCGCCAUUUGGAGGAACAAGAAGUUCCACCUGCCGAUGUAUUACCUGCUGGGUAACCUGACUCUGUCCGAUCUUUUGGCUGGGAUUACCUACAUGGCUAACAUUAUCAUGUCCGGACGUAAUACUUUGAGCCUAACACCAUUACUAUGGUUUGUCCGGGAAGGAGGGGUGUUCAUCACCCUGGCUGCCUCCAUCAUUAGUCUCCUGGCCAUUGCAAUUGAACGCCAUGUUACUAUGGUGACAAUGAGGCCAUACCAUGGAGCCAAGCGGGGACGAAUGUUGGCAUUGAUUGGUGCAAGUUGGGCCCUCGCAGGCUUUUUGGGGGUCCUACCGAUUCUGGGAUGGAACUGCAUGCACAGACUGGACCAGUGUUCUACAGUGCUGCCCCUUUACGCCAAGAGCUACAUCCUCUGCUGCGUAUCUGUGUUCAGUGCAGUGCUCCUGGCCAUUGUGGUCCUUUAUGUCAGAGUAUUCCGCAUUGUCCGUACCAACACACAGCGCCAGCGGCUGGGCAUAUCAGCCAGCAUACGGAAAGGCUUGGCAAGGAAGUCAGAGAAGUACAUUGCCCUCCUCAAGACAGUCACCAUUGUGUUGGGCGUCUUCAUCGCCUGUUGGCUUCCCCUCUUUCUCCUCCUCCUUAUGGACUUUUUCUGUCCAACUCACAGUUGCCGCCUGCUCUACAAGGCUGACUACUUCCUGGGAGUAGCCAUGGUCAACUCGCUCCUCAACCCCAUCAUCUACACGCUAACCAGCAAGGACAUGAGGCGAGCCAUCUUGAGACUGCUCUGUCGGCCGUGUCUGAUGACCAGAGAUGGCCAAGUGAAGAAGAUCGGGAUGCCGUUCCUGGAGUGCAGCUUCAGUAAGACUGAGGUGGCCUCCCAGAAGUUAGAGGUGGGCCAAGAGACGACCAUGUCCUCUGGAAAUGUCAUCACCUCUCCAUCUCCGAUUAAAGCUCUUUACCCAAAACUUUUCAAAUCAUAAGGACAUAGACUGAUGGUUUGAGUCCAUAAAUGUGUGAAUAGGUUUCCCACUAAAAAGAGGACAUGUCUGUUCCCUAGAGGAAGCAGUUCUUGUUAUUCUCAAUUUUGGAAUGGACCAGAAACAGAUGUGAUGGAGGUAUGAGUGGUGCAGUUACCACAUUCACAUUCUUCAUUGUGAACUGAUCAGACAACAGAAGGCCAUGAAAAUGCAUUUCUGUAAAUACAAGGCUCUCGUUACCGAAAAAGUAUGAACAUUUCACCAAGACCUUCUGGGUCAAUGGUGAACAAGUGGGAUUGCCUCUGCUUUUUUCCCCACAUCAAAGUGCCUUAAAUGCAUCACAGACUAUGUGGUGUGCUGAGCUGCAGUACCUCUACAUGUCAGGAAAGCCAAGUUAAGAUUGUCAGAUAACAGGAAAGACAUACAGCGAUACUCUCACAAAGACGGCUCGGUUGAAAGAAUGUUUGGGGAGGGAGCGGGGCUCAAAAUUUAAAUCCCCCCCCCCCCCCCUGUGGUGGUUAGCCUCUGCUGGGGAUGAUUUUUGAAAGGUCAGUGAGUCAGGAAAAAAGUCUACAGUAGAUAAAAGAACUAAAGGUCAUUAUAGCCUGUAGUGUGAUUGACUGACAGAUAUAUCAGUUACAUUACAUUACACAUUACACUGACUCUGACUGAAACCAAAUAAUCUGCAAUCAACUGUAAAAUCAUUUUAAACUGCAGCUAUAUUAAAUAAUAAAGGUGUUAAGCAUCAUUAUCAAGCUGCAUCAAGAGCACAUUUAAGCCAAAUAACAAAUCAGGGCAGAUAACUUUCAAUCACAAUUUUCAUGUUCACCAAAUAUUUCCACUUGUAGUUUAAGUUACAGAAUGUUUCUUUUUAUGAAAUGACUUUGACAUCAGUCUUUUUGUUACAGAUAUUUUUUUCUUGGUCUUUCCAGACCUCAACUGAUGAAUGAUCAUUUGCUUUUUUGUACAGUAAUUCAUGUAGUGACGUUUUUGUAUUGAUGACAUUUUUUCUAUCAUCUAUGUUGUAAAUUAUAUCUAUUUUGUAACAAGAAGGC